Molecule: messenger RNA, 981 nt
Organism: Lathyrus oleraceus (garden pea)
Lineage: Eukaryota; Viridiplantae; Streptophyta; Magnoliopsida; Fabales; Fabaceae
Exons: 1
Coding region: 84-770 (228 amino acids)
Source: RefSeq, a predicted model, not a curated record
AGGACCAUUCAUGAAAAUAUAUUUAUUUUACCGUGUACAGGUUAAAACUUCAUCCCUGUCUCUGAUUUCUCCAACAACCAAAAAUGAACACAAACAAAGCAGAAGCUGAACGGUUACUGGAAAUAGGCGAAGAGCUUUUACAGAAACGAGAUCUGAAAGGUUCACGAGAAUUAGCAAUUCUCGUUCAAGAAACCGAGCCUCUUCUAGAAGGUUCCGACCAGAUCCUAGCAAUCGUCGACGUUCUGGAGGCAGCUGAAAAGCCUCUGAACCUCAACAACCACCACCUCGAUUGGUACGCGAUACUUCAAAUCGAUCGAAAUUCGCGAGAGUCGCACGAUCCGAAUCUCAUAAGGAAACAGUAUCGUACUCUGGCUCUUCUUCUUCAUCCUGAUAAGAAUCCGUUUUCAUUCGCCGAACUUGCUUUCAAGCUCGUUUCUGAUGCUUGGGCCGUUUUGUCUGACCCGGCCCAAAAGGCCCAAUAUGAUAGGGGGUUUGAAGUGGAGGAGAAUGGGUUGGUUAGUUUUUGGACUGCUUGUCCUUAUUGUUACUGUUUGUACGAGUAUGCUAGGGUUUAUGAGGGGUGUUGUUUGAUGUGUCAGAAUUGUGAUAAGUCCUUUUCUGCUGUUUCGAUUCCGACUCUUCCCCCGCUUGUUCCGGGGGAAGAAGCUUAUUAUGUUUCUUGGGGGAUGUUUCCGAUGGGGUUUGUGUUUGAGAGUUUGGAAAAUGGCGGCGGCGGUGGUGGUGAUGGUUCCGUUGAUAAGAGAAAGUGAUCGGUGGUUUUGUGUUUGUUUAAUGGUGUUUGUUGUUUUAUUUAAUAGAGUAAAAAUUCUGUCAAAAUAAAAAAAUAGAGUAAAAAUAAUACUUGGACCGGAAGGGGAAAAAAGUUGGUUAAUAAUAUUUGUAUUGUAGUGGCAAUGAAUAAAACAGGAGAAUGUGAUUUAAUUGAAGAAUGUGAUAAUACUAUUACAUUGUUGUAAUUUU